AUGGCGCUGUGAAAUAAAGUGAGUCAGCGCCCAGGGGUUCAGAAGGAGAGACGCUGCACUCUGAUUGGAGGAAGUGACCAGGAAGUGGUACAUCAACAAAGAAAGAUGGCUGAAGUGAUAGAGCUCCAGAAACUUAAGCUUGCUGAACUGAGGCAGGAGUGUGAGGCUCGAGGUCUGGACACCAAGGGAAACAAAGGAGAGCUCAUCGCCCGACUGCAGGCGUACCUGGAGGAGCACGGUGAGACGACAGACUUCACACUUAGACAUGAGGAAGAUGUUGAUGUCGACGAUGUGCUGGCAGAGGACACGGAGGAAUUCACUAAGGUCGAUGGUGUCGAUGGUGCAGACGAUUUGAAAAGCGAGAAGGAGCCUACUGAGGAAGAGACAGCUGAAGAUAAGAAGGUGGUGAAAAUCGUUCCUCCAUCAUCUACUGGUGAAAGACUACAGAAGAGAGCUGAACGCUUCAACCUGCCGGCCACAGCUGAAAGCAAAAAGGCUAUCCGUGCAGCAAGGUUCGGUGAAACCACGGAGAAGUCCGCUCCAGCUCCCACCGCAGCAGGCGGUGUUGCGGCCGCUAAAGCUCCUGUGAACGUUGAUCAGCUGAAGAAGAGAGCAGAACGAUUUGGCAUGAACGUCUCCUCCGUUUCACAAAAGAUUGAAGAGGAUGAGAAGCUGAAGAAGAGGAAGGAGCGGUUCGGGGUCACAGCAGCUUCAACAGGUGCAGUUGCUGCAGUCGCUACAGCCGCUUCACCCGCUUCACCUGAAGUAGAGGCAAAGAAAAUGAAGCGCGCGGAAAGAUUUGGGAUUGUGUGAAAACAUUUUAGAGCCUGUGUUUUUUUUGUAAAGCAUUUUCAUUACUGCACAACCGAGAUCCCGAAAGACAACAAAUGUCUCCGAUAGGACUCCUGUCAAUCAAAAGUAUAAUUAGAUGCAAAGAUAAAUGGAUGGGUUAGAUCCUCUAAAACAAACGAGAAAAUAAUCUCAACAAACGUUUAGUUCAAACCGACUGGAGCAACAUUUCAGUCCCGCAACUGAAUUCAAUCACUGCCUUUUCAUUGAUCAGUAUCUUCAGUCAAAUCCUUCCAGCUGCUUAGGGGAAAUCAUUUGAACUCUAAGUCUCAGGAAAUAUGUGCUGUUCAAUCUUAAAUCAUAAUGGUGCACUCAUCCACCAGAAAGGUCCCGAAUCAAAUGAGGAAGAGGAGGCAAAACAAAAAUGCAUUUACUGGGAGAAUCUACAGGAAGCGUGAAGGCCACUUGAUUAAAGUCCUCCUAAAUGGUCAUAACUUAAAACUGAGUCCUGACAAAGCAUCAUAAAGACCAGUGAGGCUCGAACUGAUUGGAUACACAUGAACUCAAUCUGUGUCACAUACUAGAUUAAGCAGGAACUAAAAGCAAACUAGUACGUUAAUAUACUUAUACAUACCACACGUAAAUACAGAACUAUGAUUUUUCUGUCCAAGUGCUUUAACUCACUCAUUUGUCUGUACCUGUGUAUUUAAUUGUACUUUUGAUUUAUCAGACAGCCUAUUGUUUUUUUCUGUGUUUUAUCUUUGGGAUUCCAUUGGUACACUGCUUCAGUUAUCUGUCCAUUUUAUAACAUUUUGUGAUUUAAAAUAAAUUGUUUUCAACUUUUGGA
Gymnodraco acuticeps is the source of this 1636-nucleotide messenger RNA. RefSeq names its product SAP domain containing ribonucleoprotein (gene sarnp). Bases 106 to 813 code for a protein of 235 amino acids. The record is from RefSeq and is a predicted model, not a curated record. Gene Ontology annotation, biological process: poly(A)+ mRNA export from nucleus. The transcript is spliced from 11 exons. Gene Ontology annotation, cellular component: nucleus. Lineage: Eukaryota; Metazoa; Chordata; Actinopteri; Perciformes; Bathydraconidae.